Molecule: messenger RNA, 4616 nt
Organism: Thunnus maccoyii (southern bluefin tuna)
Lineage: Eukaryota; Metazoa; Chordata; Actinopteri; Scombriformes; Scombridae
Gene: usp43b
Product: ubiquitin specific peptidase 43b
Exons: 16
Coding region: 338-3982 (1214 amino acids)
Biological process (GO): protein deubiquitination
Molecular function (GO): cysteine-type deubiquitinase activity
Source: RefSeq, a predicted model, not a curated record
UUGGGAGCGAUGGGAGGGGAGCGCGCAGUGCUGCAGCUGGACGGCGGAGCGGCUCGUGUGGUGCCGGGCAUGACGAGAUGCUGCCUGUCACAGCGGUGUCGGAGUGAUAAUGAACGCCUUCAGUAAGUGCUGGGAUGGAUGAGGAAGGUUUGCUGUCAGCGCAGGGUGGAAUAACAGUGUGCCGUUGUGCCUCCUGGCUCCGCGAUGGUGUCACCUCUGGGCGCUUUUCCCUCUGCUAUCCGGACAGGGGACACUGGCGGAGAAGUGGCACACCGGCAUCGGAAUUUACACAAUUAUCAGUCUCAGAAUAGACAGGCGAGGGAGUAGAGGAGUUGUCAUGGAAAGACAGAGCAGAGUCAAGGAGGAAAUGCCGACAUUGAAGGAGGAGAAGCGCAAAGAGAAGAAGCCGAAAUCUGGGAAGCUUUUCCGAAAGAAAUCGUUAAAGUCUGUAGGGAGUUUUAUGAACAAAAUCAUCAAAACUUUGGGCACUUUCACCCACUUUGGAGACGCUGACGCGCAGGACGCGGAGGACGACGACGGGGGGUUUCGGAAUGGCGCACCUUGCACCCUCAGCGCCAGCUCAGGAAUUAUCAAAGAGGAUGUACAGGUGGCGUGGGAUCGGAUGGUGAAAAACACUCAGAGCACGUCUUCAUCUCUGUGCACCGGCAGAGAGAAACUACUUUACCAAUACGGAGACAAAGUCCCAGGUGUUCUGGGGCUGAAAAACCACGGGAACACGUGUUUUAUGAACGCCGUGGUCCAGUGUUUGAGCAACACCGAUCUGCUCGCAGAGUACCUGGGGCUGGAGCGGUACAAGCUGGACCUGAGUGAGACCAGAAUAAACGGGCUGGUGAAAAGUGAUGAGACGAGGCUUGCCAAGGGAGAAGUCACGGAGAAGUUGGCAUCACUUGUCAGGGCUCUGUGGACUCUGGAGUACACACCGCAGCUGUCUGUGGACUUCAAGACUAUAGUGUCCAAGUAUGGAUCACAGUUCCGUGGUAAUUCCCAACAUGAUGCCCUGGAGUUCCUCCUGUGGCUGCUGGACCGCGUCCAUGAAGACGUCAAUCUGGCCUCCCACAACAACAACAACAAGACCAAAGCUCCUGGAAAGGGCCCCGGUGGAGCUGAGGAGGUGCUAUCUCCUGACCCGUCCCAAUCCCAGCAGCCCAGAGUCCAGCACAGCUUUGUCCAGGAACAUUUCCAGGCACAGUACAAAUCUUCGCUGACAUGCCCACACUGUCUGAAACAGAGCAACACCUUUGACCCAUUCCUCUGCAUCUCACUCCCCAUUCCUCUUCGCCAGACCAGGCCGCUGUGUGUGACUCUGGUGUUCAGCACCAAAGGACAGAGGUUUCUGCGAGUCGGGCUGGCUGUGCCUCUGUUUGGCUCCAUGGCCUGUCUGAGGAGGAUGGUGGCUGACGAGGGGAAAAUUUCCCCAGACCAGGUGAUCCUCACAGAGGUUUACUCCACAGGGUUCCAGCGCUCCUUCUUUGAUGAAGAGGAUCUAACCAGCAUAGCUGAGAAUGAUGUCAUCUACGCCUUCCAGGCUCCGCCCCUCUACAUCAGAGGGGGCUCUGCACGGAUCUCAGGGUACCAUCACAGCCUGCCAUCCUCUCCAUACUCCACUGGUCCUGAGGGUCAAAGGUUACCUGCAUCUGGGACGCUGUCGUCGGAGUUCCUCAACCAGGGCGUCCCUGUAAAGAUUCUGCUGUUGGUGUGCAACGCUGCAGGAGCAGGCCAACAGACUGUUAGGUUUGGACCACCAUUCCUAAUGAGGGAGGACCGGUCUAUUUCCUGGGACCAGCUGCAGCAGAGUAUCCUCAGCAAACUGUAUUACCUGAUGAUCAAUGGAGCACAGGCACAGAAUACCAGAGUGCUGUUCAAUAUCCGUGUGGUGGGAGGAUCAGCAUUUUACAGCUACCUGUCGCCUCAGGACGGGCGGCCGCUCUACCACCCUGCUGUCGACAGAGCUCUGAAGCUCUGCGGCUCAGGAGGACCUCCACACGUGAAGCUCAUCAUUGAGUGGGAGUACAGAAUCAAAGACUGCCUGUUUGGUAACAUUCAGGAGGAGGUGGUGAAGGAUGCAGAGAGUGUGAGGAAUCAGCAGCAGCAGCACGUCCAGCAGUACAGCUGCACUUUGGAUGAGUGCUUCCAGCUCUACACCAAAGAAGAACAGCUCGCCCCAGAUGAUGCCUGGAAGUGCCCUCACUGUAAGCAGCUGCAGCAGGGCAUGGUGAAGAUGAGCUUGUGGACGCUCCCGGACAUCCUCAUCCUCCACCUGAAGCGUUUCAGGCAGGUGGGUGAGCGGAGGAACAAGCUCACCACGUUCGUUCAUUUCCCCAUGGCGGGCCUGGAUAUGACGCCUCACAUGGUGAACCGCAACCACGGCGCCCAUCAGGCCCCUCCCCAGCCAGGCUGGAAACAGUCCCGGCGACCUGACCUGGCUCCUCCUGAUUUCUUGUACGAUCUGUAUGCUGUGUGCAACCACCAUGGAGGAAUGCACGGCGGGCAUUACACAGCCUUUUGUAGGAACUCAGUGGACGGCCAGUGGUACAGUUAUGAUGACAGCAGUGCUGAGCCGGUUCCAGAGGGGGAGGUGUGCACACGAGGAGCCUACAUCCUCUUCUAUCAACGAAGAAACAACAUCCCCCCUUGGUCUGCCAGCUCCUCAGUCACUGGUUCCACCAGCUCAUCCGCCUCUGACCACUGGCUUGUCCGGCUGACAGGAGGCAGUAAGAGAGGCAGCUUGGUGUCAGCAGGACCCAUCUCUGGACCCCCAGGGCCCACACAGGCCCCAGAGUCUCCUGAGCUGCCAGUGUUUGGAGACGAACCCCCCAAAACAGUAGACAUAAAUGGAUUUGAAGCCAAGCCGUUUGUCCGCGGGACUCAAGGCAGGAGUGUAAGCAUGAGAUCGCCAACUAAGCCCAAAGAGACUUUGAGCAAAGUUCUGCCACUGCGGUGGUCCUUUGGCUCCAAGGACCGCAUUAAACACUCAGCCCAGACCCAGCCCGGAGAGCUGGUGGAGUAUCUGGAGUCCGGGCGCCGGCCACGAUGCACCAAAGACCCUAUCAUAACAUUGGUGGCCACGCCACCACUAAAGAAUGCCCAGGGAAGAGCCUUUGAAGUAGGACAGGACUGUAGCUCACCGAGUGGCAGCAGCCUCAGCUGUACAGAAAGACUCAGCUCGGAUACUUGUUACUCCCCCAAAAUACCAGAGGGACAGAGCAGACCUUGUGCAGAGAGAAACGUCAGCAGCAAUGUCAAAGGCAGGGAUGACAGUUCUCUGAGGCAGAGGUCAUCUAAGAGAGCUAGACAGGACCAGGGCAGGACCCUUGACCUGCAGCUCCAGAGAGGGGCUAUUCUAGGAGGUCAUAUCAGCCACAGUGCACCUCCAAGCAGAGACUCCACACUGAGAAGAGCUAAGGUGCAGACAGGGGGGACCUCCAGGGCACAAAAAGAUCUGCUACAGAUGGUCAUUCAGGCUGAGGACAGGAGGGGGCAAAAGGGGCAGGAGGGUCGGAGCCACGACAGCCUCUUGUCAUUUUUCAAACCUGGUUUCAUGAAAAAAGACAUUCCAAGGUCACCAAUCAAGGGGCAGGAUAGGCGUAUGAAUGGCCAUGGACAACUGGGAAAGCUGGCAUGUAGUAAUUUGGCCAAAAUGUCCCUCUCCAAUGGAACGCUGACCACAGUGGCACUAGAGGAGAGGAGGGCCAACAUCGCCCCCUGCUGUGACAACCAAAGCUGCAAAAUGCAGCUGGUGAACGGAAAGGCCGGGAGUCAUGACCCUGUAGACAUUAAGCGUGCUCACAGCUCCAGCAACAUCCAGACUAAGCUGGAUUUGACAUUUCGCAGGUGUGCGUCCCUCCAGAGGAACGGCGAAAUCGUGGUCCAUCCAACCCACCGCAUCCUGCUCUCAGACAAGCCCAGCUACGCCACUCUGCAGCGGACACGAUACAGUACCACCUCUUUGGUGCCUCUGUGACAGCCCAGAAUGACUGUUGAACCCUAGGACCUCUCUACUGAUCUCUACACGUGGCGCCCAGAGAAGCUGGCAGCGGGAUGCAUCACUGGAAAGAAAGAAAGAAAGUAUACCUUCUCUCUCCCAUUCAUAGUACUGUUAUAAGUUCUUACCUGUGUGUGUCUUAAACUAAAUCUAUGCAGAGUUGAAUUACUGAGGAGAGACACUGCUGUGAUGUGAUUUUUGCUUCCUGAGUUUGUUUUGCAAAGCAGUUUACUGUCAAUACAUGAGUUCAUGAGAUCAAUAUUUGAAAAGCAGAGGCUGAUUUGGUGAAUUAGCAUGUUUUUUUAGCCCAUUAUGCAUAGAGAGACAGAAAGAUUGUCAUGCCUUUUAUUACAUAAAACCAAUAUAAAGGUAGGAUAUCAACCAGAAAAUGUAGUUGAGUAUAUUGGAAUGUGUUCAGCAUAUACAAUUUACAGAUAAUGGGCUAAAACAUGUAAAGUUGUUCUUAAACACUGCAAAAAAAAGUACUAACACCUGCACUGUAAAUUGGCUGCUAUAACAACAUGCAUCAUUUGCUUUGUCAUUUAUUAUUAUUUUCAUGUUAUAUUAUCAUUGCACUUACUUUAAAAAAAAAACAAAAGUUAUUUUGCUACAU